Tribolium castaneum (red flour beetle) is the source of this 1610-nucleotide messenger RNA. RefSeq names its product Leucine-rich repeat 47 (gene Lrr47). Gene Ontology annotation, molecular function: protein binding. The transcript has 2 exons. Bases 225 to 1478 code for a protein of 417 amino acids. The record is from RefSeq and is a predicted model, not a curated record. Lineage: Eukaryota; Metazoa; Arthropoda; Insecta; Coleoptera; Tenebrionidae.
CCGGCUUAUACAUUUUCCAAAUUGAUUUUUCCCAAAUUAAUUUCAAUUCCAACACUUUUUUAUCGAUUUUAUUACUCAAAACGAGUUGGGGUCAUCUAGCUACUGGUUGAAAUUGCACCCCUGGAUGUCAGACAGUUGACAGUUGACACGAAUCAUCUGGCGGCAAAAUAAAUUAGGUUAGGUGUUGUUAGUUUACUCGGAAAAUCAUCAAAAACCUCAAUAUAAUGAAACUUGUGUGUAGUGUCCGUGUCGAGAAUCGCUUACUACCGGCUUUGGCUAUAAAAUCCAAGCAAAAGUACGCUCAGUCAACGUUGGCGUUGUGCAAACACCCGAAUUCCGAAGACUAUUGCAUUAUUUUGUUUACAAAUCAAAACAAGAAUGGCACGAAGUACGGCGUUCGGGGGAACAUAAGCCAAAUAUUGACCCGUUUCAUAAACGAUGGAAAGGCCACAAUUCAGUUCAAAAUGCCCCCACAUGACCUAUUCGUGCAGUGCGAUGUUUUGCAAUUGAAGAGUUUUCUUCACUUGUUGAAGAGAGUACUCGAAAAUAAAAUCUCGCCGAAAGAACUGACCUGUUCCAGCAUGUCUGUGACACCAGUUGCCAAAAACACCGCCCCCAAAAAACUAGUGAUACGAAGUCGCGCCGAAUACCCAGCUCGGGGAUUCCCCCGAACGCUUGAGUCUCUCUACGUCAAUGGCAUCAAGCGGUGUGGCUUAGACAUAGGAAUUUUACGGUUAACUAAACUUAAAAUUCUCGAUUUGAGCCAAAAUUGCAUCGAAUUUAUCCCAGAAGAAUUGAACAAGUUGCACUUAAGCGAGGUAAAUUUAUCACAAAACUGCUUGAAUAAAUCAAGUCCACGACAGUGGGCCUGGCUCGGAGGCAACUUAUCCAAAUCUCUGACUUUACUCAACUUGGAAUCAAACAAUUUAAAAUAUCUCCCUGACCAAUUAGCCAAACUCUACAAUCUAAUCACUUUAAAUGUUAACAAUAACGAAUUGAAAUUUUUACCAAACUGUCUCAGUAAUUUACGAAACUUGCGUAACUUGGUCGCGUCGAAUAACAACUUGACCGUGUUGCCAGGGAGCAUAAAACAGUGUCGGUUCAAAUUUUUGGAUUUGUUCAACAAUAAUUUUGAGGCAAACAGUACGGAAAAAAUCGCACCUCCGACACACCUACCGGUGUUUUCGCUCAAAGAGUGUGCCGGGAGGCGAGUCCUCGAACUCAAAUUAUUUUACUCCUCAAAUACCAUUCCCCACACACUUGUCAAAUAUUUAGAUUGUGCGAAAUACUGCGAGUGUGGAAAGGCUUGUUUUGAGUCAUUUAUUCGCGUUCCGGGGAGUUUCCUAGUUUCGGGGAUUACCGAAGAUUUGAUCGUGUCCCCAAACUCAAUGAUGCUUCCCCUUGAUUGUUAUUUUUGCUCGUUGAGGUGCUUCCGAACUUUGCAUUUCACGCGCAGUCGAAAUCCCGUUAUUAGAUAGGACGCAAUUGACCUAAGUUAGGUGUGAUAUUUUGUAAGAUAAAAUUUAGGUGUUUUUUCGUCGCGAUCUCAAUGUACAUUUUUUACGACUUUUCUCUCUAUUUAAAUAAAUAAAUAAAUGUGAAAUUUUAAA